Vicia faba (fava bean) is the source of this 882-nucleotide messenger RNA. The record is from the annotation of a GenBank genome assembly. Lineage: Eukaryota; Viridiplantae; Streptophyta; Magnoliopsida; Fabales; Fabaceae.
AUGGGGAAUACGUUCUGUUUAUUCUGUGGCUGCGUCGAACAGUCUAGCGUCGGUGUUGUUGAACAGUGGGGUCGUUUUCACCGAUUGGCUCAACCCGGUUUCCAGUUCUUCAACCCUCUCGCCGGUGAAUGUCUCGCCGGUAUUCUCUCCACUCGUAUCGCCUCCCUCGACGUCAAAAUCGAAACCAAAACCAAGGAUAAUGUUUUUGUGCAGUUGUUGUGUUCGAUUCAAUACCGUGUCGUUAAGGAAAAUGCUGAUGAUGCUUUUUAUGAGUUGCAAAACCCUCAGGAACAGAUCCAGGCUUAUGUUUUUGAUGUGACUCGUGCUAUUGUUCCAAAGAUGAAUUUGGAUGAGUUGUUUGAGCAAAAAGGCGAGGUUGCCAAAGGUGUUAUGGAAGAACUUGGAAAGGUGAUGGGAGAAUAUGGAUAUAGCAUAGAGCACAUACUGAUGGUUGAUAUUAUACCCGAUCCUUCUGUGCGGAGGGCGAUGAAUGAGAUCAAUGCAGCUCAAAGGUUGUUACUUGCUAGUGAAUUCAAAGGAGAAGCUGAUAAAGUGGUUAUAGUUAAAAAGGCGGAAGCAGAAGCUGAAUCAAAGUAUUUGGGUGGGGUUGGCGUGGCAAGACAGCGUCAAGCUAUCACGGAUGGGUUAAGAGAGAACAUCAUGGAAUUCUCUACAAAGGUAGAAGGAACUUCAGCAAAGGAAGUGAUGGAUCUUAUCAUGAUUACUCAGUACUUUGACACGAUCAAAGAACUUGGUAACUCUUCAAAGAAUACCACAGUUUUUAUACCUCAUGGACCUGGCCAUGUUAGGGAUAUCUCUAAUCAAAUUCGCAAUGGAAUGAUGGAAGCGUCAUGUGCUCAAGUAACUGAUGAUGUUGAGUAA